AAAUUCAGAAGUAUACUAAUCGGUAUGGGACAAAAAGACAGUUACGUCGGAGAUGAAGCUCAAAGCAAGAGCGGUAUUCUUACCUUGAAGUACCCCUUUGAAUACGGUAUUGUUAUCAACUGAGAUGAUAUGCACAAGAUGUGGCAUCAUAAAUUCUACAAUGAGUUGAGAGUUGGACCCGAAGUGCACCCUCUUUUGUUGACUGCGGCUCCUCUUAACCCCAAAACCAACAGAGAAAAGAUGACCCAAAUUAUGUUAGAAACCUUCAACACUCCUGCUAUGUGUGUCCCUAUAUGCUUCCGACGUACCACAGGUAUUGUUCUUGAUUCAGGUGAUGGUGUCACCCACACUGUUUCCAUCUAUGAAGGUUACGCCAUGCCUCAUGCUAUCGUGUGUCUUGAUCUUGCUGGUCGUGACUUGACAGAUUACCUGAUAAAAAUCUUAACCGAAAUUUGCUACUCUUUCACCGCUACUGCUGAGAGUGAAAUUGUCCGUGACAUCAAAGAGAAGCUCUGUUAUGUUGCACUAGACUUCAAACAGGAAAUGCAAACUGCAGCCUCCUUUUCAUCUUUGGAAAAUAGUUAUGAAUUACCUGACGGACAAGUCAUCACCAUCUGCGAAUAUUCCGUGUAUCGUGUCUUUGUCUAUAUUUCCAGUCCGUUAAGUCUUCGUGUAGUGUUCCGUUUGCUCUGGUUUCGUCUAACUUUUUCUCCUUGUUGUGAUCUGUCUGUUCAACGCUUGAUGUGUCCACGAAGCGCAACGCACAAACUUUUUGUUUACUUUAUUUUAAAAACUAUUCCUUAA
Molecule: messenger RNA, 804 nt
Organism: Octopus bimaculoides (California two-spot octopus)
Lineage: Eukaryota; Metazoa; Mollusca; Cephalopoda; Octopoda; Octopodidae
Product: actin, cytoplasmic pseudogene
Source: RefSeq, a predicted model, not a curated record